AGACAAGAUUCCAAGUCCAAGUCACUGUCCAGCCCGAAGGUCUCCCGUAAAUACUUCACCAAUUGGCGUCAGGCAUGUGACAAGACGAAGGAUAAGACCAAAGAACUGCUGAAGCGCUGGAGGACACUGCCAGAGUCUGAGGGAGCUGAAUCUCCGAUGCAGGCCCCAGGGAACAGCGAGGACGAUAAGCAUCGAGGGUGGAGUGUCCACGUUUGGACAACAUGGGUGAACCGGUGCAGCGAAGACUUGGAAUGCCUGGACUUGGAAGACGAGCAGCCCCUUGCCCAGCUCAGUUCCAUGCAAACAGACAAGAUGACCCUCUUCUUCACCGAGUUACUGGACCACGACCGAGAUGACGUUAUCAUAGACACAGACUUCGACCAAUUCUUCGAGCGGUUGGCGCAUUUUGCGGACUGGUCGCCUAACUCAUCCGAGUUCCACAUACUGCUUGAAGUAAAGCGUGAAUUUAUAGACCACUUCAUCAAUCCGUUACCAGCCAAAUGGGGUGAUCUGCCGUAUUAUAGAAAGGUGUGUGGCCCCGAAGCGAGCGGGAUCAACAUGCCAGGCAGGACCACUCUGGACGGCUGGCUGGCUCGGUGGGCGCUACACCUCAGUGAGAUGAAACGGUUCACAGACCUCCCUCUGUAUCUGCAGUACCUCUGCAAGAUACUUUUCCACGUGAUUGAUAGGACAAAUACAGGUGCUAUAACCAAACCAGCGCUGGGCGCCUUUUACCGGUCGGUGAUCGGGCUGAAUGCGGCGCGAGUUGACGAGAUUAUAGACACGGCAUACGAUCGCAUGACUAGCAAUGGUUACUUAAUACUGGACUACGGGACUUACGUACACUGCUUCACAAACUGGCUGAUGGGCAAGAACCCCAAUGGGCCAGGCCAGUGGGUCCUAGUUCCUCCAAAGGACUCACUGCCUCAGCCUCCGUUCCCCGUUGACUACAGCGCCCUCAACACGGAGCCUGCGAAGCUAGAACCCUAUGCACCAGACAAGAAGACAAACAGACAUUCAGUCAUCGUCUGAAGACUAAGAAUAUUUGCCCUAAAAAGUCAAUUCUACACGUGUUCCAAUUUUGGUAUAUUGUGGAACACUCGACUGCGUACUAGAUCUAAAAAUUGAUCUGAUGUGUCCUCAGCAUCGUUCGUAGAUUGAGAAGACCUGCCAUUGUGAAAGUAGUUCUGUCAAAAACCUAGGAAUUGAUGCACUACGCUUUUUGUAAAGGACUAUAAAUGUGUAAAUCCCAUUCCGGUCAACUGAACAGUGAACAUUGUACCUAUAAUGCUAGACUAAUGUAAAUUAGAUUUCUCGUCUAACGAUAAACAAUAUGCAGUAGGUACAGUACUUAUCCUGGACCGAUAACAAUGUAUAAACCUAAUCCUAAUGGAAAUUGAUGUGUGCAAUUAUCUACCUAAUUAGAUUACACCUUCGUAUGUUUUAUUGGAUGAUUUUGCGAAGACUUUUAGCUAAAUUACGUUCAGAUAAGCCCUUAUUUGUACGGCUUUUUGAUAUAGGACUAAGUUACUAGAAUUCUUCGUAAAAU
Messenger RNA from Spodoptera littoralis (African cotton leafworm), 1549 nucleotides. The record is from the annotation of a GenBank genome assembly. NCBI's taxonomy places the organism in Eukaryota, Metazoa, Arthropoda, Insecta, Lepidoptera, Noctuidae.